Messenger RNA from Bombyx mandarina (wild silkworm), 2653 nucleotides. RefSeq names its product transmembrane protein 151B. Lineage: Eukaryota; Metazoa; Arthropoda; Insecta; Lepidoptera; Bombycidae. The record is from RefSeq and is a predicted model, not a curated record.
AUGAGUACCGAAGACAGAGCGAACAUAUUCACUGACGACGAUGAAGACUUGCGUCCACGACAGCAGAGUUUGGGAGGAGUGUUACGCCGCGAAGGUAAUUGGAAGUGCUUCAUGCUGACCCUCAUGAUCGCGGGGUGCCUAGGCUCCGUCGCUUGGUGCAAUACAGCUGAGAUCGAUCGAGACCUCAUCGAUUUUAGCAAGCACCCCAUCAAGCGAACGGUACGCGAGUCACCCUGCGACGUUGGAUACGCAUACAUUCCUAUUGCGUUCGUAUUAUUAUUAUAUUUGGUCUAUUUGGUCGAGUGCUAUCAUAGCACUGCCAGGAUCCAGCUGACGAAGAGAGUUGACGUGGCUGCAGUAUCUGCAAGGGUUCAUGCAAUGAGGAAUGCCACUCCAAGGGUUUGGUGGAAAGCGAUAUGCUAUCACUACGUUCGUCGAAAACGCCAAGUCACCCGAUACCGCAACGGAGAUGCCUACACAACAACUCAGGUGUACUACGAGAGAGUGAACACGCACAGCGCCAGUACAUCAUUUGCGCACGCCUGUUGUGGACAACGUGACGCCUCCAGGAAUCUCGUGCUGGACACCAAGACGCCCAUCACCAAAGUCCGGUUCAGCAAGGGUUUCGCUUUCGCCAACAUCGAAGCUGCCAGUGAAUUCGAGGACCAGCGUUCGAGAUUUUUCGCGGAACAUGAAAGAUUCGAUGAUUUCAUGGAGAUGAGGGAGGGAUUAGACUUAAUUGGAGUGAGUUCGUUCAAGGAAUACAUGGUAGCUUACAGAGACGCCGACCACUGUCCAUGGUAUUCAUCACAGAUUCUCUUCUGGACACUGUCUUGUCUUCUGUUGUCGUGGCCUCUGAGAAUUCUAAUAGAAUGUAACACUGCCUAUGUCCAUUACACAAUAACGAAAAUAUUUGGAACAAAUUACGAAUUAGAUCCAAGUCGUCAGCUCGAUAUAGACACUCACGUUUCGGAUACAUUGCCGCCUGUUACCGCUACGAAUUACGCGUGGGCCCUAGCGGACGAGCAAUGUACACCACUCCGCUCGGCACCGCGCCCUGUCAGGACAUUACCCUUGUCUCACGCCUCCACUGUAGACAGCUUAGAACUAUUCGCAGCCAUCCGAGGAAAUUGUGCCUUAGUACCAUCAUACUCUGAAGCGAUGCGUAUAGACGCAGCUCUGAGGGAGGGUAUUAAUGAAAAUGCAAAUAGCGUACUAGUUGAUAUUGAAAAUGAAACGCGACCGAACCGGCCAACUGUCAAGGCCUUGUCGUUUGAUGAGCCGCCGAGGAGGCCGCGGGCUGGUAUAGCCAGCACGCAUUCCAGUUACAACAUCAGCUCGAACACACGCACUGAUGAAGCGAAACAGCAGAACAGACGUUCAUGGGCCGGUGUUUUAACAACAGCUCGCAGUGCUCGACAAAUCAUAGAAGACUUCAGAUCGUCGAACCAGUCCAGCUAUCAACAGCUGAAUGAGGCUCGAAGCACCAACGGGGAGCCGACGCUAUAUUACUCAACGGAGUUGUCGCCGACCUGCUCGAGAGACCCUUUCGGUGGUCGAUCGCAAACAACUCCGACGGACGAGCCUCCGUCGUACGAGGAAGCGCUGAAGCUACCGGCUCUGCGAAAGCUGACCAGGUCCAUAACUGGUACCGAUCUAGCUGGUUCCAGGAGAGCGUUCUUGAGAGAUGUUGUCGCAAACAGACGUUCGUGCUUAGAAGGAGUCGGGGUUUUAGCUGAAGCCAAAGUGGUCAGGUUGUCUUGCACUGAAGGCGAAGAAACACAUCUAUAGCGCUUUUUGAAUCGCCUAACUGACUUAUGGUGCAUAGUUUAGUGUAAAAACUAAAAAUUCAAAAGUGACACAAGCUGAUAUAAUAAUAGUGUUUGUGAUGUAUUUACAAGCUUUGAGUUUGUCGAAGCGUUCGAAAGAGCUUUGCAUUUAAUAUUGUAGCAAGUAAAUGUGUUUGUUUAAGCUGUAUAGAUUAAUGAAAAUACACCAAUAAUAUUAAUUAUAAGGUAAAGUAUCUUCAGUGAGAUUGGUACCAAAAAUAAUAUUCUAAGGGAUAUUCAUUCGGUCUUGUAUUUAUAAUGAAUACAAAGAAUUGUAUAAAAAACAAAAGAUGUUCGCAAAAUUUGUGUAUUUAUUGUAGCAGCUUUUAUAAUGAAGGAUUAAUUAAUUAAGGAAAAAUCGUUCGAACGAAACGUGUUGUAGAUAGACGGUCAUAAUUAGAAAAUAACAAUUGGGUCUUUUGUUUAAAAUUAUACCCCGUCGGAAAUGUUAUUAUGAGAACAAAUUUUCUGAAAUUUCAUUUCUAAUUAAAAUAAUAAGACUUCAUAAUUAUAUUUUUGGCAGUGAACAAUCAUUGAUUCAGUCUACAGGACCAUUUCCUCUGUUUGAUUUUCUUCAAUAUUUUAUAAUAAAUACCUCUAAAAAUAAGUAUUUUUUGUUAGAACCACUUCAAAAUCCGUUGUAAAAAAGCAGCAAUGAUUUGAAAUACAUAAGAAGAUUCAUCUACCCGCACGGGUUUACAAUACGUCCUAAACUGAAGUGAUGUUUGCUAUUGUAACCCGAUUCGUUCUUAUAUUACACUUAUUAUUUACUAGCAGCCCUCUAUAUUUGACGUUGUUUUAUUUUUUUAAAUGAAAGAACACCU